CGUCUACUGGCCCAAAAACCCGAAAGGGUGGGUUAGUCUUCGAUUUUAUAAUAAGUCAACUUUUUUGCCCUAACCUAAAACCCUAACAGAGGCGAAGAAGAAGAGAAGGAGACGGUGAGAAGCUAUGGUGUCGCUGAAAGCCCAGAAGCGGCUCGCCUCAUCCGUGAUGAAAUGCGGGAAAGGAAAAGUGUGGCUUGAUCCCAAUGAAUCCACCGAUAUCGCCUUGGCCAAUUCCAGGCAGAACAUUAGGAAGCUUGUGAAGGACGGUUUCAUAAUCAGGAAGCCCUCGAAGAUCCACUCACGUGCUCGUGCAAGGAGAUUGAACGAGGCCAAGAAGAAGGGUCGUCACUCGGGAUAUGGUAAGAGGAAGGGGACAAGAGAGGCGAGGCUACCGACCAAGGUUCUGUGGAUGACGAGGAUGAGGGUGAUGAGGCGUUUCCUGACAAAGUGCCGCGAGACGAACAAGAUCGACAGGCACAUGUACCACGACAUGUACAUGAAAGUGAAAGGAAACGUGUUUAAGAACAAACGCGUGCUUAUGGAGAGCAUCCACAAGUCCAAAGCUGAGAAGGCCAGAGAGAAGACACUCGCUGACCAGUUUGAGGCCAAGCGUUCUAAGAACAAGGCUUGUCGGGAGAGAAAGUUUGCCAGAAGGGAGGAACGUUUAGCUCAAGGACCUGGAGGUGUUGCAGAGAUUGCUCUUCAAGCUUGAGUUUUGCCUCUCUUACUUAGUAGAUUUCUUUUCUUCUUUUUUUUUUUUUGGUUUAGAUGAUUUUGUCGGAGAUUCUUUUCUUUAACAUAUACUAUUUCUCUUUUUUAUUUAUUAAUCCAUCAGUUUUUUUUCUUUUUC
Messenger RNA from Thlaspi arvense, 850 nucleotides. Lineage: Eukaryota; Viridiplantae; Streptophyta; Magnoliopsida; Brassicales; Brassicaceae. The record is from the annotation of a GenBank genome assembly.